This is a messenger RNA of Suillus paluster, 995 nucleotides long. Its product is annotated as chalcone-flavanone isomerase-domain-containing protein. The coding region runs from base 60 to 884 and encodes 274 amino acids. The record is from RefSeq and is a predicted model, not a curated record. Lineage: Eukaryota; Fungi; Basidiomycota; Agaricomycetes; Boletales; Suillaceae. Gene Ontology annotation, molecular function: intramolecular lyase activity. The transcript has 5 exons.
UAAACGCCUUCAUAAUACUCCCACGUGGUCCGCACUGCAGCUUACAACCUUAACUUCCUAUGUCUCAGUUUUUACGACCGCUCGCGCUUUUCAGUGCAUCAUGGUCUCGCUCAUAUACAAUUGGGAGAACCAGAACUCUCAAGCAGUCUAGGUCAUGCAUAAAACCGUUACUAUGGGGUGCUGUUUCCGUAUUUUCAGCUGCUUAUGCAGUACAGAGUACCGCGACCAUCCAUCUCGAUGCCGAGCCAUCUCUACCCGACUCCGAAUUUGAGACUGAUCCCGCAACAUCAAUUGCUUUCCCUAAAACGCUUCGCAUACCAUCAAAGUUCCCCUUGCCUCAAUUCUCACUCGUUGGCGUUGGCGUGAGGACCGUAUCAUUCCUUGGGAUAAAGGUUUACUCCGUUGGCUUCUAUGCCGAUCUUGCCAAUCCAAACUUGAAUAUUCCCGUGACCGCAACCCCGGAUGAAAAAAUCGAGCACAUCGUCCGCAAUACCGCAUGUGUCCUCCGAAUAGUACCCACUCGCAGCACAUCUUACUCACAUCUCCGUGAUGGCUUCAUGCGUGCCCUCACUGCGCGCAUGCAGCUUGCACAUGCACGUGCUACGAUCACACCAGCAGAAGAGGCCGCAGCCCAGUCCCCCCUGAGGGAAUUGAAAUCACUUUUCCCGACUACGGCACUGUCAAAGGGCACAGCGCUUGACGUAGUACUCGUCGCGCCAUCACGUAGCCCAUCUCGUCCACGAAGUCUGAUUUUCAGAGAUAUGGGUUCAGUCGAAAAUGAUUGGGUGGCAGAGGAAUUUGUCUUGGCAUAUUUCGAGGGUAAUGGAAUUAGCCCUCCGUUGAAGAAGACUGUCGCAGAACGAGUGCGAACACUGGGGAAGUAGCCUACAACACCGCUAGUGUAGUUGAUACCCUCGGGCCAAAGGCAUACAGCUAUAAGGAUGAUACUUGGACGCGAAAAUGCAUCCCGUUUAGCUCAGUGGUAGAGCGCGUCA